This is a messenger RNA of Helianthus annuus (common sunflower), 655 nucleotides long. Its product is annotated as transcription factor MYB26. The transcript is spliced from 3 exons. The coding region runs from base 1 to 621 and encodes 206 amino acids. Lineage: Eukaryota; Viridiplantae; Streptophyta; Magnoliopsida; Asterales; Asteraceae. The record is from RefSeq and is a predicted model, not a curated record.
AUGUUGAAAAGAGGAUUAUGGUCACCUGAAGAGGAUGAAAAACUGGUUAAUUACAUUUCUACCCAUGGUCGCGAUUGUCGUUGGAGCUCCAUUCCUAAACUCGCCGGGUUACCUAGAAGUGGCAAGAGCUGCAGAUUAAGAUGGAUAAAUUAUCUACAACCAGGUUUAAAGAGAGGAAACUUUUCUUUUCAAGAAGCCAUGCUGAUAAUCAAUCUACACAAUAACCUGGGAAACAAAUGGUCAGAAAUUGCCAAACACUUGCCCGGAAGAACCGAUAGCGCGGUAAAGAACUUCUGGAAUUCCAACAUGAAGAAGAAGUUUCUUGCUGUUAACCAUGAAAAUAAAGAGAUUGGUGUUACUUAUGGCUAUGAUCACCCGCAAACAGUCAACGGUCAAGAUCUUCGGGUCAAUGGAAUGUGGUCAUUGAUCAAUCAUGGCCAAAAUAUUGAAACUGGUAUUAAUGUUGAUCUUCCUCCACUUCCACCGUCAUUCAUCGGUGAUUCAUGUCAUCUACCGAAUACUUUUGACUCGAGUUUUGGUCGAAAUUGGGAUAUGAAUCAUCUUACGAUGCAAUUUGAGUCAAGUGAAAUGAACAAUAUGGAGUUGAUUAGUGAUAAGUGAGAUCUUCGUGUUGAUUAUUCAUCAUUAUUCACUU